Molecule: messenger RNA, 1099 nt
Organism: Ipomoea triloba (trilobed morning glory)
Lineage: Eukaryota; Viridiplantae; Streptophyta; Magnoliopsida; Solanales; Convolvulaceae
Exons: 2
Coding region: 258-929 (223 amino acids)
Source: RefSeq, a predicted model, not a curated record
ACAAGACCCCGAUGGUGAUGAAGCCCAUGCACAAGCACAAGUCCCCGAUGGUGAUGAGGCCCCUGCACAAGCACAAGUCCUCGAUGGUGAUGAGGCCCAUGCACAAGCACAAGUCCCCGAUGGUGAUGAGGUCCUUGACCCUGCACAAGUCCCCGACAAGCACAAGACCCCGAUGAUGAUGAGGAUGAGGCCCCUGCACAUGCACAUGCACAAGACCCUGAUGGUGAUGUGGCCCCUGCACAAGCACAAGGUCCCUGAUGGUGAUGUGGCCCCUGCACAAGCACAAGUCCCUGAUGGUGAUGUGGCCCCUACACAAGCACAAGUCCCUGAUGGUGAUGUGGCCCCUGCACAAGCACAAGCACAAGACCCCGAUGGUGAUGUGGCCCCUGCACAAGCACAAGACCCCGAUGGUGAUGAGGCCCCUGCACAAGCACAAGACCCCGAUGGUGAUGAGGCCCCUGCACAUGCAAGACCCCGAUGGUGAUGAGGCCCCUGCACAUGCGCAAGACCCCGAUGGUGAUGAGGCCCCUGCACAAGCACAAGACCCCGAUGAUGAUGAGGAUGAGGCCCCUGCACAUGCACAAGACCCCGAUGAUGAUGAGGAUGAGGCCCCUGCACAUGCACAAGACCCGCCCCUGCACAUGCACAAGACCCUGAUGGUGAUGAGGCCCCUGCACAAGCACAAGUCCCUGAUGGUGAUGUGGCCCCUGCACAAUGGUGAUGUGGCCCCUGCACAAGCACAAGUCCCUGAUGGUGAUGUGGCUCCUGCACCACCAGCUGGAAUACACAUAAUCCAGAAUCGUUUUACAUGUCUAUUUUGUCGUAGCCAAAAUAUGAAUUACUUUGAGAGAAUGACAAGUGGAUGUGAAAUCAAGGCGAAAUACAUUUGCGGCGACUGUGGAAGGAAUUGGAAGGAGGAGGAUGAGUGAUCCUAUCUCCCUCGAACCUAUAAAAAAUACAUAUAUUAUUUCUUUCUUUUUAGUGCACGUACAUACUCUUUUUGUUAGCUGUUAUGACUUUGUGUUUUGAUAUCAGUUGAAUAAUAACUGUUUGUACUGAGUAAAACAAGUUUACUUUGAAUCUUAUUUUUAUUUAUAUA